CCGUCCGUCUCUAGGACCCCGCAGACACCCUUGCAGAGGGAGGGCUUCACAGCGGAAGCAGAGCGAGCAGCAGACGCUAACGUACCGAUGCUACCAACGAUAUAGCUUCACGAACAACAUUUACUAUCUUGAUAAUAACAUUUAACGCCGACCGCCAUGUCUCAGGUGGAGAAGAAGGUGGGGCUUCUCCGGAGGUCUUCCUCCUCCAAGAAGCCGCUGAAGGAGAAGGUGGUGCUGAUGUACGACGAAAUCUUUGCGAAAGAAGACCCCUCCAAACACAACCCCCGCUUCUGGGACGAGCUGUUCCUCAUGAAGGUGAACCUGGAGUACCUGGAGUCCAAGCUGGAGAGCGUGGACGGGGAGGAGGUGCAGAGGAUCCAGGACAACAUCAACUCUCUGUUCCACCACUGUGUGCAGGCACUGGGGGAGGAGCACCAGAUCAAGGUGGUCAACGCCCUGCAGACGCUGUGCGCUCUGUUCCGCGGCGUCCACCAGAAGAACAAGUCGUCCUCGGGCUUCGACAUCAUCAACAUGCUGAUGGGCUUCGACAAGGCGGAGCUCCGGAUGAAGGACCUGAUGGAGAGCCUGGACAGCCUGCUGUGUGGGGACGGAUCUGAGAGUCUGAAGAGUCUCUGCCUCAAACUGCUGCUGUGCCUGGUCACGGUGACGGACAACAUCAGCCAGAACACCAUCCUGGAAUACGUGAUGAUCAACAGCAUCUUUGAAGCCAUCCUCCAGAUCCUGUCAGACGUGUCCAGCAGGGGGCAGCAUGGCUAUGACGCGGUGGUGCUCCUCGCUCUGUUGGUCAACUACAGGAAAUAUGAGUCGGUGAACCCGUACAUCGUGAAGCUCUCCAUCGUGGACGACGAGCCCACCCUAGACGGAAUGGGGAUGGUGGUGCAUCACGCGCUGACAGAAUACAGCCGGCAGUACAAGGCCAAGGAGGAGGAGAACCAGGGGGGCUUCUUCUCCACCCUCACCACCAUGGUGGGCAACAUGUUCAUAGCGGACGCAGACGAGAAGCUCUCCGUACAGACCAACGAGGCCAUCCUGCUGGCGUUGUACGAAGCCGUUCAUCUCAACAGGAACUUCAUCACGGUGCUGGCCCAGAGCCACCCGGAGAUCGACAUGGGGGUCACCUCCAUCAGCCCGUCUCCCACCACCCCCACCACCCCGCUGGGCACUAGCCCCCCCUCCCUGGACGCCAUGAACAACCAGGAGCAGCUGACUCUGGACCCCAACCUGCAGACCAGCAACCUCCUCAUCACCUUCCUCAAGUACGCCUCCAUCGUCAUGCAGGACACCAAAGAGGAACACAGGCUCAACAGUGCACGGCUGUGUCUCAUCAUCCUCACCUGCAUCGCGGAGGACCAGUACGCAGACUCCUUCCUCCACGACGACAACAUGAACUUCAGGGUCAACCUGCACAAAAUGCCGAUGAGGCACAGGAAGAAGGGAGUGGACAAGAACAUCCCCUGCCGCCCGCUGGUGUGUGCGGUCCUAGAUCUGAUGGUGGAGUUCAUCGUCACUCACAUGAUGAAGGAGUUCCCCAUGGAUCUGUACAUGCGCUGUGUCCAGAUCAUCCACAAACUGAUCUGCUACCAGAAGAAGUGCAGGAUCCGCUUACACUACACCUGGAGGGAGCUGUGGUCAGCUCUCAUCAACCUGCUGAAGUUCCUGCUCUCCAACGAGACGACGCUAUUGGCCAAGCACAACAUCUUCCAUCUGGCCCUGCUGGUGGUGAACCUCUUCAACAUGUUCAUCACGUACGGGGACACCUUCCUGCCCACGUCCAACAGCUACGACGAGCUCUACUACGAGGUGGUGCGCAUGCACCAGGUGUUUGACAACCUCUACUGCAUGGUGUUGAGGGUCUCGACCAACACCGGCCAGUGGAAGGAGCCCGCCAGCAAGGUCACACACUCUCUGGUCAAUGUUCGGGCCAUCAUCAACCAUUUCAACCCCAAGAUCGAGUCGUACGCGGCCGUGAACCACAUCUCCCAGCUGUCUGAAGAGCAGGUGCUGGAGGUGGUGCGGACCAACUACGACACCCUGACCCUGAAGCUGCAGGACGGUCUGGACCAGUUUGAGAGAUACUCAGAGCAGCCCCGCGAGGCCGCCUUCUUCAAGGAGCUGGUUCGCUCUAUCAGCCUCAACGUGCGGAGGAACGUGUCUCUGAGCACCAUGAGCCAGGACCUGCUGCUCAAGGAGUUCUCCACCAUCUCCUGAACAGCUCUGCCCCCCGCCACUCAGCCUGUCAACAGCGUGCUCCAACCUGGCAACCCGCACCACCCCAGGUCUAGCCUGAGACCCCCCCCCCCCACUGAGUCUCGAUGCCCCCAGGGGGUGAGGGAAGCUCCCAUUGGUCCACCCUGGUCAGGACUCAAACCCAACGACAACCUAGCCAGACAAAACCAGUCACUCUACAAGUAUUCCCUGUGUGUGUGUGUGUGUGUGUGUGUGUGUGUGUGUGUGUGUGUGUGUGUGUGUGUGUGUGUGUGUGUGUGUGUGUGUGUGUGUGUGUGUGUGUGUGUGUGUGUGUGUGUGUGUGUGUGUGUGUCUCUACUACUACUACUACUACUACUGAUUCACAGUAUUUGAGGACCUAUUAACCCCCCAUCAUGUUGAAGCCCUCUUCAGUGCUCCCCAAAGGUUAAGUCGGUUUCCGGACCCAAACGUAUCGAGUAGGACCUGUUUCAGAACGGACUGAGUACCAGCCGGUUCAGAGCUCUGGACAGGCUGCUGACCGCCUGGUUCAUAGGACGGCUUACGGAGGACAUGCGGUGAUGACAACAACCCUGAAGGGUGUCCUCAGUGUGAUUGUCAAACUCUUCUUCAUGACGGUUCUCCUGAGGGGGUGGAAGGGGGCGGGGUCGCCCUCUAGGGGUUGUCUUUCCUUUAAAUCACGUUAACACUUUCCCCUUUAAAAUGCACACGCCCCCCCCCGGAGUAGGGUGAACACUAAACCAGAGGGAGGGACCAGGAGACCGGCUGGAGACACCCGAGGUCCAGACCCCGAGGGUGGGUCUGACCGUCUGAAGAGCAUCACUCUGAGACCGGGAGCUUCCCAGACGUAUUUCUUAAGGUUCUCAUGUCAGUGGGCUCCCUCUCCAUUUGACCUCGGUUAAGUUAUGAUCAUUGAUUUUUUUUAAUAAACCUUGUUGUCCUUCUACUAUU
Messenger RNA from Gadus morhua (Atlantic cod), 3177 nucleotides. It is a transcript of the gene armh3, whose product is annotated as armadillo like helical domain containing 3. Bases 157 to 2229 code for a protein of 690 amino acids. The record is from RefSeq and is a predicted model, not a curated record. The transcript is spliced from 26 exons. Gene Ontology annotation, cellular component: cytosol. Lineage: Eukaryota; Metazoa; Chordata; Actinopteri; Gadiformes; Gadidae.